AUGUCCACCCCGGACCCCCCCAUGGGAGGGACGCCCCGGCCGGGCCCCUCCCCAGGACCAGGGCCUUCUCCAGGAGCCAUGAUGGGCCCCAGCCCUUCCCCGGGCUCUGCUCAUAGCAUGAUGGGACCCAGCCCAGGUCCCCCAGCCUCUGGACACCCCCACCCUCAACAGGGGCCCUCAGGAUAUCCUCAGGAGAACAUGCACCAGAUGCACAAAGUAAGACAGAAAAUGGGCAUAUCCAUAACUGUAAUGUAUAUAAAAUGUCUGCAAUGGUACCAUUUUAUGAUAAUUGUAUUGCAUUAUUCUAUUCUUCCUUUACUGUACAUAAGAAAUGUAUGUGCUAUCUAAGUAGGACAUGCUUAUGUCAAUGUGUUAAUGUGUGUUGUCUUUUCGCAGCCUAUGGAAGGCAUGCAUGAGAAGGGCAUGCCUGACGACCCUCGCUACGGACCGAUGAAGGGCAUGGGAAUGAGACCAGGUGGAGGCCACAUCGGAAUGGGACCCCCUCCUAGCCCCAUGGACCAACAUUCCCAAGGUACCAUACCAUGGUGUACUGAAUAGAUUAGAUUGCAUGGAGGAUAGAGGAAACAUUGACUCUGUUAUUGAAGGAGCUUAACACAAAAGGUUAACUUAUUAGCUUUCCAUAUGAUCUUAAAAUGGUGAUUAUGAUUUUAGGCUUAAGCACAAUUGUCUUUAAAGCCAAUUCCCCGAAAAGAGGAACUGUGAACGCUAACUUGUGUAUACGCAUGUGCACUUGCACUUGUACUUGUACUAUGAACUCAACCAGCCACUUUCUCCUCUUUCGCUUCUGUUGUUUUGUUGGGUAGCGUGAGCAGCAGACGCUCAGUGGAGGGGCAGGGCAUGAAGCUUCCUCUUUCAGACAAUGAAGGUGGCAGCUGUCUGCUACAAAAACAGUCAGCCACCAAGGAGAGCGAGACAGAGGGGCGGUUGAAAUACUGUAACACAGGGGAGGGUGUUUUUCUGUUGACUCUUCUAUCCUGUAUUGACUGGUGACAGAGGGCGAGGCUCAGCUGUAAUGUGUGCAUGUCUGUUAGAGACUGUGAUUUGUAAAGUGUUUGUAUCGCCAGUCCAGCUCAUAAUCAUAAUACCAGUCUGCAUUUUGGUUUUGGCUAAUAUUUGGCAAUUUGGCUAACAUUUCUUCUGGUCUAUUAGCAUCCAUUUUCAAUGUAUCUAGCCAUUUUAUUAGUCAUUCAAAUCAGUUUCCCACUGUUCUCAAUUAAAGGGACAGUCAUGCCCUACCAUUCCCAGGGAAGAAGACUUUUCUCACCUGUGCUGUUGUCUCUGCUUCCUAGGCUACCCCUCUCCACUGGGGGGUUCUGAGCACUCUCCCAGCCCUGUGCCAGCCAAUGGCCCUCCCCCCGGCCCCAUGAUGCCCUCCGGCCCAGGAGGUGUCCCAAUGGAGGGCAGUGACCCCCAGGCCAUGGGCCAGCAGAACCGCGGUGGUGUCCCAGGUCCAAGUGGUGUUUCUGGGCCAGGCGGGGUUGGUCCGGGUGGACCCACCCCCUUCAACCAAAACCAGCUGCACCAGCUCAGGGCCCAGAUCAUGGCCUACAAGAUGCUGGCUCGCAGCCAGCCCCUGCCAGACCACCUGCAGAUGGCCGUGCAGGGCAAGAGGCCCAUGCCAGGGAUGCAGCAGCCAGGGAUGCCCAAUAUGCCCCCUUCCUCUGGGCCCGGAGCAGGGCCUGGGGCGGGGCCCGGACAGCCACCAGCACACUACAACAGACCUCUUGGUGAGUGGGGUGGGCACAUGCAAGGUUAUGCUACACUGCCUGUCAAUGAGUUUUGCAACCCUAUGAAUUACACAUAAAUGCACAUAAUUACGGUCAAUCACACACAAAUGCUGUCCUUCUCAAACAAAUAAAAUAAAUAAUUUGAAUGCUGAACAGGGACCCCUGGUGGUGAAACUUGAACACAUGCUCUCGGUUCAGGCACCAUUUUCUACAUUAACUAGACUUCAGUAGACAUGAAUGGCCAGGCAGUGUCUGAUCAUAUCUAAUGUCCCCUGUCAUCUUGCAGGAAUGGUAGGCCCCAACAUGCCUCCUCCAGGACCCUCAGGUGUUCCCCCUGGUAUGCAGGGCCAGCCCACCAACGGACCCCCUAAACAAUGGCCCGAAGGUGAGCCUCAUCUUGACCCCUGGGCAGUGAUUCACCUGUGUGUGAGAGGGCACUAGUCUGUAGUGUUUCUAGUCCAUGUUCUUCUCUUUCCUGUGCUGAUAAUUUCACCAGACCUAUCACAAGAAAUACACACAUAUUAAACAGAUAAUCAAUACACCAAAACACUCUGUGGAAUGGUAGAACUAAUAACUCCUUCAAUGCCAUAUGUUCUAGGGCCCAUGGUGAAUGCUGCUGCUCCAUCCAGUGCCCCCCAGAAGCUGAUUCCCCCUCAGCCCACUGGCAGACCCUCCCCUGCUCCCCCCUCCGUGCCCCCGGCUGCCUCCCCGGUCAUGCCCCCUCAGACCCAGUCCCCUGGGCAGCCCCCCCAGCCCCCACCCAUGGUGCUGCACCAGAAACAGAACCGCAUCACACCUAUCCAGAAGCCCCGUGGCCUGGACCCAGUGGAGAUCCUCCAGGAGAGAGAGUACAGGCUGCAGGCUCGUAUCACCCACCGUAUUCAGGAGCUGGAGCAUCUACCAGGGUCUCUGGCCGGAGACCUACGCACCAAAGCCAACAUCGAGCUCAAGGCCUUGAGGCUGCUAAAUUUCCAGAGACAGCUGCGUCAGGAGGUGGUGGUUUGUAUGCGUCGUGACACGGCCCUGGAGACAGCCCUCAACGCUAAGGCCUACAAGCGCAGCAAGCGCCAGUCCCUCCGCGAGGCCCGCAUCACAGAGAAACUGGAGAAGCAACAGAAGAUCGAACAGGAGCGCAAACGACGACCAGAAACACCAGGUACACAGAGGGGUCGGGACUAAAAUUCAACACCUAGAUGUCAGGUGAUCCUCACAUCCUUGUAAGACCUCCAGUGCUUUGCGUUGUAUUGUAUAGACACUCAUAUUCUGAUGUUUUUGUAUAGGAAUACCUUAACAGCAUCCUGCAGCAUGCUAAAGACUUCAAGGAGUACCACCGCUCCAUCACAGCCAAGCUCCAGAAGGCCACCAAAGCCGUGGCCACAUACCACGCCAACACUGAGCGCGAGCAGAAGAAAGAGAACGAGCGCAUUGAGAAGGAGAGGAUGAGGAGGCUGAUGGUGAGGGACUACACAGCUGCACGGUUACACAUGCACUGUUAAAUAGCCGUAUAUCUAGUCUCACACCCAGUGCCUCUAACACCUGUCGUCAAUGUGUGUGUCCUUCCCUAGGCUGAAGAUGAGGAGGGCUACCGUAAACUCAUUGACCAGAAGAAAGACAAGCGUCUGGCCUACCUUCUGCAGCAGACGGACGAGUAUGUGGCCAACCUCACCGAUCUGGUCAGAGCCCACAAGGCUGAUCAGGCCCUCAAGGACAAGAAGAAAAAGAAGAAGAAGAAGAAAAAGAAGAAGGUGAAGAAUGAGGCCAAGGACAAAUGUUGAAAGUGCAUCUUUCUGAAGUUCCAUUUGUUGUAUUGUGUUACCUUGUUUUUUACUGCGAUAUGCAGCCCCUUGUGUAUCCCUUGUUGAGCCUAUGAUGCAAUAUGAUAAACUGAUGUCCAUGUUCCCUAGAAGCCAGAGAGUGCAGAGGGCCAGCCUCCUGCCCUGGGACCCGAUGGAGAGGUGAGUUGUUGCUCAGAACUGGGUUUGGGAUAGAAACAAUAUUUUGAGAUCAGUGACAGAUUUGGUCUGAUAAAAUCCAUACAAUAAUUUCCCCCCAAACGUUCUUACAAAGUCACCUUCUCUGCCAUUAGUUCAUGAAGAACAGUACAAUGAACGAAUGUAAGCCCCAUCACCUCAACAUUUAGCUAAUAGGACCUUCGUUUUAAUGUCCGGUAAAAGGCCAUUUGCCUCAUGAUGUGUUGAUAAGAAACUGAAAGGUAUCAUUGUUUCCAGGCUCCCUGCAGCAGGGUUGUACUGUUUUUCACAAGGCCACAGGAAUACUUGUUUAAUUUACCAUGAAAUGGUCAUAUUGGUAGGUAGUAUAUCACACAGUUUCCAGUCAAUUUCUCACUCACUCCCUCUUCCACUCUCAGCCUCUGGAUGAGACCAGUCAGAUGAGUGACCUACCUGUGAAGGUGAUCCAUGUAGACAGUGGGAAGAUCCUGACGGGUCUGGAUGCGCCCCGGGCUGGCCAGCUGGACACCUGGCUGGAGAUGAACCCUGGGUCAGUUAAAACACAGCUAGCUAGGAGACACACUUGUUUACCCAGACACCUAGAUUGUGGGAAUAAUGACACGAGAGCCUGAUGAAUAUGAAAUACCAUUUUCCUUUGUAUAAUGUUCAUCCUAUUCCAAUCUAAAUGCCUUUCACACUGUUGCAUAGCCAUAAGUACAUAAACACUGUCAUCUCAAAACAAUGGCAUCACAACUAAUCAUUUUAACCUUUCUCCUGCAGGUAUGAAGUGGCUCCUCGUUCAGACAGUGAGGACAGUGGCUCAGAGGAAGAGGAGGUAUGUGGCUUACAGAGACCACAAUGCUCUCUCCUAACCCCCCACUAUCCCCUCUAAUAUAUGUAUAUCGUAUUCCUCUAGUCGCUUUAAAUAAAUGUAAGCAGACCGCCGUGGAAGAGACCUUGCGUGUGGAGUCUGUGUUCAGAGGCGUACCACUCUUGCCUUGGGCUAUCAGAAACUAGGCCAAUUGCCAAGCUCAAACUAAUGUAACCCUUUCUCUGCAUUGUGUACUAUAAAGCUUAUAUUAAUGUAAAUGAAAACAUAUUGUGCUGUAAAUAUCUUUACUGAAACAGAGAUAUUUUCCAGAUUAAUCUAAAUCCUGACCAGUUCAUGGGACAAGCCGUGUUCUAGUCUCCAUAAAGCAUAUUUUAUUCAGAUGAGAUGACAUGUCUUUUGACUUGACCUUGGCUGAGACAAUUUGACCAGGCUGUGUGGCGUCUGUAUCUGAGUCAUCCUCUUGCUCCGUACCCCUCAGGAGGAAGAGGAGGAGCCCCAGCCCUCCCAGGCUCCCACCGAGGAGAAAAAGAAGAUACCAGACCCUGACACAGAGGACGUGUCCGAGGUCGACGUCCGCUACAUCAUCGAGGGAGCCAAGCAGGAUGUGGAUGAUGAGUAUAACAGUGCAGAGGCGGCGUUCGCCCGAGGUCUGCAGUCUUACUACGCUGUGGCCCACGCCGUCACUGAGACGGUGGACAAACAGUCCACACUGCUGGUCAACGGGCAGCUCAAACAUUACCAGGUACCCAGUCUACCCACAUCAUCACAAUAACAUGAUUUCCCAUACUCGAUGCAUGCUGUAGUGUUUCAUUACCUUUUCACAGUGCUUACAAGAAGUAACGUGUCAAAAAAGAAGAUGACGUAUUACCAGAGCCAUGCACACGUGAUAACAAUGUGAGACAGUAGAAUGACUGGUUUGUGUCCCUUUCUCCUCUAAGAUCAAGGGCUUGGAGUGGCUGGUGUCUCUCUACAACAACAACCUGAACGGGAUCCUGGCUGAUGAGAUGGGUCUGGGCAAGACCAUCCAGACCAUCGGCCUCAUCACCUACCUCAUGGAGCACAAGCGCAUCAACGGCCCCUUCCUCAUCAUCGUGCCCCUUUCGUGAGUGCCUCUCCUUUCCGCUCUAGUCACUUCACAACUCCAUUAUGGACCUGGACUGCUGCAGCAUUUCUGUAGUUUCAAUCGAGAUGUUCACCUGUGAUUUUAAAAGUCUGAAAGGGCUGUUAUGGGUAUUUUCCACGGUCAUGGAUAUAUUUGACUUGAGGUGGACAGAGCAAAUAUAUGUUUAUCAAUUUAUCUCCCGUCUUUGUUUUCAGGACUCUGUCCAACUGGGUGUACGAGUUUGAUAAGUGGGCUCCAACUGUGGUAAAAGUCUCUUACAAAGUGAGUAGCCCCUUUCAAAGCCUCUUCCAGGGUGAAGUUUGUUUGACAAUGUCGUAGUAGGUGCUCUGCAUGGACGUGAAUAUUCUUUGAUUAUAGUGUACUGUAGAUGUAAAGUUGAUGUGUUUUCUGGUAUGUCUCUGUGCAGGGCUCUCCACAAGCUCGCCGCGCAUUCCUACCCAUCCUGCGCAGCGGCAAGUUCAACGUGCUGCUCACCACCUACGAGUACAUCAUCAAAGACAAGCAAGUGCUGGCUAAGGUAGGGACCCACUUCUUCAAAUCAUCCUGAGCAAUAGUACACAAAUACAUUGACUCGUACCUUAGAAAUGGCCCUAGUCAGACAGGUAAACCUAUGGAAACCUCUAUUUCAUCUUCUAACGCCACUGUACUCGUUCCCUCUCAGCUGCGCUGGAAGUACAUGAUAGUGGACGAGGGCCACCGUAUGAAAAACCACCACUGUAAGCUGACUGUGGUUCUGAACACCCACUACCUGGCCCCGCGGCGUCUUCUGCUGACUGGCACCCCGCUGCAGAACAAGCUGCCGGAGCUCUGGGCUCUGCUCAACUUCCUGCUGCCGACCAUCUUCAAGUCCUGCACAACCUUCGAGCAGUGGUUCAAUGCCCCCUUCGCCAUGACCGGAGAGAAGGUGAGUUAGUCAGGGCUCUGGAGUGGUGUGUUUUGGUAAAUGUGUGUGUGUUUUGGAGACAUUGGGGUCAUCAUGGCUGGACUCUUACCCCGCUCUCUCUCGACCCUAGGUGGAUCUGAACGAGGAAGAGACCAUCCUGAUUAUCCGUCGUUUGCACAAAGUGCUCCGCCCCUUCCUGCUGCGCAGACUGAAGAAGGAAGUGGAGUCCCAGCUGCCUGAGAAGGUCAGACUCCUCUCAAUCACUUGGACAAUAAACAUCAAUCAAUCGAUCCUUUCAGUCCAAUCAAUGCAAUGUUUUAACCUGUUCUCUCCCUGUGUGUGUGUUCCCAGGUGGAGUAUGUGAUCAAGUGUGACAUGUCGGCCCUGCAGAGAGUGCUGUACAGACACAUGCAGGCUAAGGGAGUGCUGCUCACCGACGGCUCUGAGAAAGACAAGAAGGUAAGGAGGAGUGGAGAACCCCCUCAUUGCUCUCCAUACGCCCCCUAACAACUGACUUGGGGGUCAGUUAUACUGGGCUGUUUAGAUGGGUACUACAGGAUGACUAAGUGCACUUUUAUUGUGUGUUUCAGGGUAAAGGAGGCACGAAGACCCUGAUGAACACCAUCAUGCAGCUGAGGAAGAUCUGUAACCAUCCCUACAUGUUCCAGCAGAUCGAGGUACAGUGCAAGGCCCUACCUCAACCCUUCCAUGAAUUGAGAAGAGAUGUUGACUGAAGUAUAAGAUUGUGGUUGAAGCUUUUCAUUUUAACCGAAUAGUUGUGACUCGUCUGUUCACAGGAGUCCUUCUCUGAGCAUUUGGGAUUCACUGGAGGCGUAGUGUCGGGGUAAGCAAAGCAUCUGCUAAUAUUACAUGUUGAUGCUUCACAGUGUUGUGGUUGACCUUACUAUGUGUGGUGUGUUUCCUCAUCACCCCUCUGUUCUUGUCCCCUGCUCCCUCCAGACCUGACCUGUACCGCGCCGCUGGGAAGUUUGAGCUGCUAGACCGUAUCCUGCCCAAGCUGAGGGUCACCAACCACAAGGUCCUGCUCUUCUGUCAGAUGACUUCCACCAUGACCAUCAUGGAGGACUACUUUGGCUGGCGCAACUUUAAGUACCUGCGUCUGGACGGUGAGAGGCAGGAACAGGAGAGUUAUUUAGCUUGGUGCUGGGAAAAUGAAUUCAAGACAAAUUCCAGAAGUAUUUUGUACUAUGAGAAAUACAGUACUAUGUGUAGGAUUUGUUUUGUACUUACACUAUGCAGUUUACUAGAACACAAUGGCUCAACUUUGUGAUGUGGGGAGGCUGAUGUACGAUCACAAGCUGAGCUCAUGUUAUUUGCAGAAUGAAAAUGUAUGCACUCACUAACUGUAAGUCGCUCUGGAUAAGAGCGUCGGCUAAAUGACUAAAAUGUAAAUAUCCCUCCUACUGUUGUCCUGUGGAAACUCGUAACUAACACCAUUGGUCUUUGUCUCCAUAGGAACCACCAAGGCUGAGGAUCGUGGGAUGCUUUUGAAGACCUUCAAUGACCCAGCCUCUCAGUACUUUGUGUUCCUGCUCAGCACCAGGGCCGGAGGGCUGGGCCUCAACCUGCAGUCUGCUGACACCGUGGUCAUCUUUGACUCAGACUGGAACCCACAUCAGGUACAGCUCAUUACCCUCUACUGUUCACUGUAGUAUUAUGAUCUAGAAAUCUCACUGGAGUUAUUGAUAUAGAUGUACAUUUAGAAAACAGCUAGGAUUAGUGGCUAUUUAGGUGAUUUUGUUAGGUAACAUAGCCAACUCCCAUGUCCUGCCCUCCCCCUAACUCCAGUCUCUCACACCUCUCUUUCUCUCUCCCUCCCCUGUACAGGACCUGCAGGCCCAGGACAGAGCCCACCGUAUUGGGCAGCGGAACGAGGUGCGUGUGUUGCGUCUCUGCACCGUUCAAAGUGUGGAGGAGAAGAUCCUGGCGGCAGCCAAGUACAAGCUGAACGUGGACCAGAAGGUCAUCCAGGCCGGCAUGUUCGACCAGAAGUCGUCAAGUCACGAGCGCCGUGCCUUCCUGCAGGCCAUCCUGGAGCAUGAGGAACAGGACGAGGUCGGGGCCCCGGGGGGCUGGCGCGCUGGGGGGGCGUUGGUGGGUGUGAUCAUGACCGUCCACCACACUACCAACCACCCACACGCCACCCUACCGUUUAAUCUCUUUCUUUACUUUGUUCCCUCCUUCUCCCUACCUUUUACAUUUUAGUCAUUUAGCAGACGCUCUUAUCCAGAGCGACUUACAGUUAGUGAGUGCAUACGUUUUUCAUACUGGCCCCCCGUGGAAACGAACACACAACCCUGGCGUUGCAAGCGCCAUGCUCUACCAACUGAGCUACAGGGGACUAAAAUACCUUCUGGAUUUAGGGGCGGUUCCUUUUUUUAGGUUUGCCCUCUUUUUCUCCUUUUCCUGCUUUGUCUUAAAAAAAAAAAUGUGUAACCAUAUUUGUUUUAUUUAAUGAAGCUCCUUUUCAAUAACAUAGUAGCCUUUUCUGACUUUUUAAACACAUUUUCCCCAAUACCUAGCUGGAUGUCUGUUCUAUCUAUACUUGACAGUUAGUAGGAGCAGCAGUUUAUUGGUAUAAGUAUGCAUCACACCUAUUGUAGGAUAUUCACUCCAAUACAUGACAUCUGCUACAUGUUACAUUGCACUUUAUAUGAUACUUACGUAACUGAUAAGCAUUCAAGAAUUCUAGUUCAGAGACGUGGCUCUGAGGCACCACUAAUAGCCCUCUGCCCUGUGCUCACCCUUUCUAUUGUCUACAGGAGGAGGACGAGGUGCCUGAUGACGAGACUGUCAACCAGAUGAUUGCCAGGAGCGAGGAGGAGUUUGACCAGUUCAUGGUCAGUCCCAAAAUUCUUCAAGAUUUACAGUAAUGUAGUCUGAGUCUUGCUUGAGGCAACUGGAGGCUUGACUGUCAAUCUCCAGACUGAAGACUGCCCUGUAGACUUUGACACAACCUCAACCGUUUUUCUCUUUUCUUACACUGUACCUCCCCCUCUCCCCUCCAGCGAAUGGACCUGGACCGGCGCCGUGAGGACGCCCGCAACCCCAAGAGGAAGCCCCGUUUGAUGGAGGAUGACGAGCUGCCCACCUGGAUCAUAAAGGAUGAUGCCGAGGUGGAGAGGCUCACCUGUGAGGAGGAGGAGGAGAAGAUAUUUGGUCGCGGCUCUCGCCAGCGCAAGGAGGUGGACUACAGCGACUCACUCACAGAGAAGCAGUGGCUCAAGGUCAGCUAUCCAACUGUUGUAGUUGAAAAAGCUUUUAGCUAAUAAUUGAAUGUCCUAUGACUGAAAUCUAUGGUCUAUGACCUGUAAUGCAGAUGUGUGGUUCCCCCUCCCACAGGCCAUAGAGGACGGUAAUCUGGAGGACCUGGAGGAGGAGGUGCGUCACAAGAAGACGACCCGGAAGCGCAAGCGAGACCGUGACGACAUGCCCGGCCCUGCCACACCCAGCUCCAGUGGUGGUGGCGGCGGUCGCAGCCGUGACAAGGACGAAGAGGUCAAGAAGGCCAAGAAACGCGGACGCCCCCCGGCUGAAAAACUGUCCCCUAACCCCCCCUCCCUCACCAAGAAGAUGAAGAAGGUGGUGGACACUGUCAUCAAGUACAAGGACGGGUGAGUUGGUGGGCUCCUAUGUCUGGAUGACAACUCAGUGAAUGUCAGCACAUGCAACAUACACAAACACACUGACAACCUACUUUGUCAUGUAAUGGUCAGAGUAGAGCAUGUUGAGGUGGACUAAGCCCUGAGUUUCCCUGUUCCCCUAUUUCACAGAAGCAAUGGGCGCCAGCUGAGUGAAGUCUUCAUCCAGCUGCCCUCCCGCAAGGAGCUGCCCGAGUACUACGAGCUCAUCCGCAAGCCUGUUGACUUCAGGAAGAUUAAGGUAUGGCGCUAACCCAUUAAUAUAUCGGUUAUAAGACCAGGGUAUCGCAUUCAGUAAAACUGUGCAUAUGGGAGGUUAGGGGACUUAUAAGUCACAUCUAGCUGUCCAGUCCUGAUCUUCUCUAUCCUGUGUUGUGCUGGUCUGAUUCAUAUUCUGAUGUCCUCUCUUCUGUUCCCCUCCAGGAGAGGAUCCGCAACCAUAAGUACCGCAGCCUGAAUGACCUGGAGAAGGAUGUGAUGCUGCUUUGUAGCAAUGCCCAGACCUUCAACCUGGAGGGCUCUCUGGUGAGUGUCUGGCAACAUGGAGAGAGUGAGGGGAGGGGGGACCAUUGUUGUUGAGCAUGAUAAGAUAACGCUGUGGGGGGGCUGGAGUAUGGAGGGCCUGUUUUACAGAUCCGAGGAGACUUGUCACAACCUUUAUGGUGAAUCGAAUGGAACCUCUCAUAUUCUGAAGAAAUGUCACAGUAGCCUGUGCACCUGCUGCUGACAUCUUAUAUAUUUCUCUGUGGCGUCGCUCACCCCCCAGAUCUAUGAGGACUCCAUCGUGCUGCAGUCAGUCUUUACCAGCGUCAGGCAGAAGAUCGAAAAGGAGAAGGAGGAGGAGAGCGAGGGAGAGGACAGUGAGGAAGAUGAGGAGGAGGUGGACGAAGGCUCUGAGUCUGAAUGUGAGUGUUACAGUAUUUACAUAUGCACUUAGUGUCAUAGUCCACUGUUAAAAGGGCAAUCUGCCAUUCAAACAACAACCCGUCCCACCCUCCCCCCGACAGUGUCUGGUAAAUAGCUGACUGAUGGGGCUGUUGAAACCACUCUCAAGACUGAGCUAAGGAUGCAAGGAGUGUUUGUUUACAAUCACAUUGUUUACAAAGGAGUAAAACAAGAUUAUAUUUUGGGUUCUGGUGGGAUGUGACAAUUUAACUAAGCUCAUGAGGCAUUUAUAACUUAUAUUCUUCAAGAAUCAAUGGGUGUAUAUCAUUAAUUUAAAAGUCCAAAAAUAGAUGUAGCAAUCACAGAUUGCCCCUUUAAACUAUUGAAUAAUAUGUUGAACUAAUGUCCUUUUUAAAGAAUUGUAUACUCAUGGAUUUCUAUCCAUGCUUCUCUUUCUUUCUCUCUCUCCCUCUCUUUCAGCUCGUUCAGUGAAGGUGAAGAUAAAGCUGGGGAGGAAGGAGAAGGAGGGCAGAGGGAAGGGCCAGCGCCGGAGGGGCCGUGGCUCCCGGGCCAAACCUGUGGUGAGCGAUGACGACAGCGAGGAGGAACAGGAAGAGGUAAGACACACACACACACAUUGAGACACUACUUAAACUGUCAAUUUCAGCUUGCAUUCAAAGCUGUCUACUGUCCUGACUGAGGUUGUGACCUCUGCUAAGCUCUUUGCACUGAAGGAUGUCUAGCAACACUGAUUAAUGUGUUAUGUAACUCAGACCAGCUGUAUUUUAUUUUAAUUGUCUUAAACACUUACAAUUUUAAUUGGCAGUUUUCAGAAAUGUUUUCUUAAGUGUCUACAGUAGACUAUACUGGUGAUCAACAAGCUGUGUUGUAUUGGGUUGAAGGAUUUCGUUCUUCUGUUCCAGGCGGGUUCGGCCAGCGGCAGUGAGGAGGACUGA
Molecule: messenger RNA, 12038 nt
Organism: Coregonus sp. 'balchen'
Lineage: Eukaryota; Metazoa; Chordata; Actinopteri; Salmoniformes; Salmonidae
Source: the annotation of a GenBank genome assembly